AUGUCGAGCAACGGUGUCAAUGGCGGAGCCGGCCCAGCUGGCAGAGAAGAAGUCAACACAAACAUUGUCUCCCUCACACGCUUCCUCACUGAGGAGCAGAGCAAAGUAAAGGAAGCUACUGGUGAUUUCACUCUGUUAUGUCACGCUCUUCAAUUCGCCUUCAAAUCCAUUGCAUACUACAUUCGACGAGCCAGCCUAAUCAAUUUGAACGGUCUUGCCGGCUCAUCAAAUACUACUGGCGAUGAUCAAAAGAAGCUCGACGUCAUUGGCAAUGACCUCUUCAUCGCCGCCAUGCGCGGCUCAGGCAAAUGCCGAAUGCUUGUGUCUGAGGAAGAAGAGAAGCUCAUCACCUUUUUUGACUCGUCGCCCAACGCCCGCUAUGCCGUAGCCUGCGACCCCAUUGACGGCAGCAGCAACAUUGACGCCGGAGUCUCAGUUGGUACCAUUUUCAGCAUCAUUAAGCUGGCAGACAACGCCAAGGGUUCUGCUGAAGACCUUCUUAUGCCUGGCACGGAGCUCGUCGCUUCGGGAUUCACCAUGUACGGUGCCAGUGCACAAUUGGUUAUCACCAUGAAAGGCGGCAGCGUCAACGGCUUUACCCUUGACACUUCGCUUGGCGAGUUCAUUCUGACCCACCCUGACAUGCGCAUCCCGCGCACCCGGUCCAUCUACUCGGUCAACGAAGGUAACUCAAAGUACUGGGAGGAGCCCGUCAAGGAGUACAUUGAAAGCCUCAAGUACCCCAAGGACGGCGGCAAGCCUUACUCUGCCAGAUAUAUUGGUAGCAUGGUUGCUGACGCCUACCGAACGUUGCUGUACGGAGGAAUCUUCGCUUACCCUGCAGACAAAAAGACUGUCAAGGGUAAAUUGCGAAUCUUGUACGAAUGUGCGCCCAUGGCCAUGGUUUUUGAAAAUGCCGGUGGCAAAGCGGUCAACUCCAAGAUGCAGCGCAUGCUCGAGGUUGUUCCUGAGCACAUUCACGACCGAUCGGGCAUUUUCCUCGGCAGCGCCGACGAAGUUCAAAAGGUCAUUGACAUCCACAAGAAGCACGGUAUUGUCGGCGGAAAGGAGUAA
This is a messenger RNA of Xylona heveae TC161, 1074 nucleotides long. RefSeq names its product inositol phosphatase. NCBI's taxonomy places the organism in Eukaryota, Fungi, Ascomycota, Xylonomycetes, Xylonales, Xylonaceae. The transcript has 3 exons. The record is from RefSeq and is a predicted model, not a curated record. Bases 1 to 1074 code for a protein of 357 amino acids. Gene Ontology annotation, molecular function: fructose 1,6-bisphosphate 1-phosphatase activity. Gene Ontology annotation, biological process: fructose 6-phosphate metabolic process; fructose metabolic process; fructose 1,6-bisphosphate metabolic process. Gene Ontology annotation, cellular component: cytoplasm; cytosol.